Messenger RNA from Carica papaya (papaya), 1933 nucleotides. RefSeq names its product putative galacturonosyltransferase-like 7. NCBI's taxonomy places the organism in Eukaryota, Viridiplantae, Streptophyta, Magnoliopsida, Brassicales, Caricaceae. Gene Ontology annotation, cellular component: Golgi apparatus. Gene Ontology annotation, molecular function: glycosyltransferase activity. The record is from RefSeq and is a predicted model, not a curated record.
AACUCUAAGCUAGAAAAGAGAAACACAAAAGUGUACCUAUUCAGUCUUCAUCUUCUCCUUUCUCCCGCUCUAUCCUUCUCCCUCCACUCUGCUGAUCUACUCCUGUCAGUCUCCUCCACAACCAUACGGAUAGAAUAUUAAGAGAGGGAAAGGGAGGAGAGGGAGGGAGUAGAGCGCAGCUGGCGCUCGGUAACCACCGGGCCCCUAAUUCUGCGCACUGGUUUGUUUCAUGGAUUCUUCUUCUUCCUCCUCUUCGUCUUCUUCAUCUUUCUCCCACUUCGCUUCAUUCCCACGGCAUUUUUACUUUCAUUCGCGGAUUUGAAUAAAAUAUUAAAGGGAUUGAUUCCGAGCCUUUCUCGUUCUCUGUACUGGGGUUUUUUCUUUUGGUAUUUGGGGUUUCUUCGGGUAUUUUCUCCAUUGUCUCUCGGCCUAACUCUGGCGUACUUGAAAGGAACCCUAGCGUUCCUGCGAUUGUCACUUUCGUCAGUCCUAGCGGAUCGGUUUGAUUUUACGACGACGAAGAAGAGGAGGAGAGGGAUUCGUCGUCUCAAAAUGUUGUGGGUUUUGAGAUUCUCGGGGUUCUUCUCCGCCGCAAUGGUCAUGAUCGUUCUGUCCCCUUCACUACAGUCCUUCCCUCCCGCCGAGGCGAUCCGAUCCUCUCAUCUUGACAGCUACCUCCGUUUCCCCUCCCAGCAUUCAGUUGAUCGUUUCUCGUUUCGGCAGGCCACGAUUUUCCGCAAUGCCGGUGAAUGCGGCUCCUCUGAUGGUGAUACCGGCGUCUGUAACCCCUCAUUGGUUCAUGUCGCCAUCACACUGGACGUGGACUACCUCCGCGGCUCAAUCGCCGCCGUUCACUCUAUCCUACAGCAUUCUGUUUGCCCGGAGAGCAUCUUCUUCCACUUUCUCGUCUCCGACGCCGGUCUCGAGUCACUUGUGCGCUCCACUUUUCCUCAAUUGAAGUUUAAGGUGUACUACUUCGACCCGGAUAUUGUACGGAACCUGAUCUCCACUUCGGUCAGGCAAGCCUUGGAGCAGCCGUUGAAUUACGCUAGGAAUUACUUGGCUGAUCUGCUCGAGCCCUGCGUUCGCCGGGUAAUUUAUCUGGAUUCUGAUCUGGUCGUCGUCGACGAUAUUGCCAAACUAUGGGCAACGAGCUUGGGUUCGAGAACAAUCGGAGCGCCGGAGUACUGCCACGCCAACUUCACCAAGUAUUUUACGGCAAGAUUCUGGUCUGACGGCCGGUUUUCUGGCCUGUUUAACAGGAGAAAACCUUGCUACUUCAACACAGGAGUGAUGGUUAUAGAUCUGGUCAAGUGGAGGCGGUUCGGGUAUACUAAGCGGAUUGAGAGGUGGAUGGAGAUCCAGAAGAUCAACCGGAUCUACGAGCUCGGUUCGCUCCCGCCGUUCCUGCUGGUUUUUGCGGGACGCGUGGCGCCGAUCGAGCACCGGUGGAACCAGCACGGAUUGGGUGGAGACAAUGUUAGGGGCAGUUGCCGUGACCUGCACCCAGGUCCUGUGAGCCUGCUGCAUUGGUCCGGCAGCGGCAAGCCCUGGCUCAGGCUAGACUCCAAGAGACCAUGUCCGCUCGAUGCACUAUGGGCACCAUAUGACUUGUACGGACACCCGCAAUGAAUUGUUCGCAGGGUUUCUCGCCGAUGAUUCUAGAAGAGAGAGGGAGGCUAACGGGCAUAGGAGCGUGGCGAGUUUUCUUUGUGCUACACUCACUAGCCGACCCAACCCCAACCGUGAGAGGUAGUGCCGCGUCAAGUAGGUGAAUCUGAACUGAGGAGAAAAUUAUUAUUAUUCUUCAAAAAAAAAAAAAGGUGAAAUUUUUAUAUUUUGGAUGGGUGAAAAUGGAGAUAAAACACAAAUUUGAUCCGAUGGGUUGGCAAGUUUUGGAUCCCUACCGGCGGGCAUGAAACCGAUGGAUGUG